GUCUAUGAAAAUGUGGCUUGUAGACACUACUUUUUUUUAAGUUGACAAGUUGUCAUCAGUUGACAUUAUUAUUAGAAACGUUUCUUAACGGUUGAUUUUGAAAUUUAAAAAGGGAAAAAGAAAGUGGCAAUCAUACAUUAAAUGUUAUGCGUAGUCAUGAAGUAAGUAGAGUAUGUGUGGAGAUGUAAAAAAUAAAAGUGAAAAAAGAACAACUGCAGUGAAAGUCGAAUUAAAUAAAAAAACUAAAACCAUGAGUGAAUGUGCACCUUCAGUUUCUCAAAAAAGUGGGUUUAUAUUGAAUGAAAACUCUUCAUCAAACGUCACUCAACAUGAAAAUAUAAGAAGUAAUAGAAAAAAGCAAAUAGAUGCUGAAAGUACCGGAGAACAUGUCAAACAAUGUCGCAAUGAAAAUAGAAAGACAUGGACACUUUCAGAUUUUGAUAUAGGAAGGGCUUUAGGAAAAGGAAAGUUUGGAAAUGUUUACUUAGCACGUGAAAAGAAAUCUAAAUUUGUAGUCGCCUUAAAAGUUAUGUUUAAGAAAAUGAUUAAAAAUUUACAAAAUGAACAUCAAGUCAGAAGAGAAAUUGAAAUUCAGUCUCACUUGAGACAUCCGAAUAUUUUACGACUUUAUGGCUACUUCCACGAUGAAGAGAGGGUUUAUCUGAUAUUAGAGUAUGCUCCUGGAGGAGCUUGUUACAAAGAAUUACAAGCAUCUGAAAAUAAACGAUUUUCCGAAGAAAGAUCUGCAAAAUAUUUAGCACAAAUUACAGAUGCCUUAAAAUAUUGUCAUACAAAAAAAGUUAUUCAUCGUGAUAUUAAACCCGAAAAUUUGUUAAUUGGUUGUAAAGGUGAAAUUAAAAUUGCUGAUUUUGGCUGGUCAGUUCAUGCUCCUUCAUCGAGGAGAGCUACUAUUUGUGGAACAUUAGAUUAUCUUUCCCCAGAAAUGGUACAUGGAAAAACUCACAACGAAAAGGUUGAUCUUUGGAGUCUUGGUGUAUUGUGUUAUGAAUUUUUAACUGGAAAGCCUCCUUUUGAAUCCACUUCUUAUGAUGAAACGUACAGGAAAAUCAGCAAAGCAAUAUUCACAUUUCCCAGUUACGUGUCGGAACCUGCUCAACAUUUAAUUUCUAACUUAUUGGUUGUCAAUCCAGAUAAAAGGUUAGAUUUAAAUGGGAUUCUUGAACAUCCCUGGAUUUUAGCACUAUCUCAAUAAGUAAUUUUAUAUCAUUUUAAUUGAUUGAUAGGUAUAUUUUAUGUGUAGUUUUCUUAUUUAUUUAUGUUACACAUUUUUAAUAGACGAAAGAUAACUAAUUUUAUGUUCUUUAAGAGAUUUUCAUUGAUUGAAUAAUAGUUUCAUUAACAUGAUAUCUUUUUAAUAAAUAAAUUUUUCAUAUAAGUAAUUUUUAUGUUGCACUUUUUCCCUUAUAGAAUUCAUUCAACUACUAUAUGAACUUUUUUUAUUCAAAUCUUGUUUUACAUUAAUAAUAAGGCCAUGCUAUUGCCAUCAAUUAUUAUCCUAAACUUUUUACCUUAACAUACAUAUACUGUUUAAUACAUUUUUCG
This is a messenger RNA of Agrilus planipennis (emerald ash borer), 1563 nucleotides long. RefSeq names its product aurora kinase C-like. NCBI's taxonomy places the organism in Eukaryota, Metazoa, Arthropoda, Insecta, Coleoptera, Buprestidae. The record is from RefSeq and is a predicted model, not a curated record. Gene Ontology annotation, cellular component: spindle pole centrosome; spindle midzone; spindle microtubule. The transcript has 2 exons. Bases 173 to 1213 code for a protein of 346 amino acids. Gene Ontology annotation, molecular function: ATP binding; protein kinase activity. Gene Ontology annotation, biological process: mitotic spindle organization; protein phosphorylation; regulation of cytokinesis.